This is a messenger RNA of Penicillium atrosanguineum, 1224 nucleotides long. RefSeq names its product GIY-YIG nuclease family protein. The record is from RefSeq and is a predicted model, not a curated record. The coding region runs from base 1 to 1224 and encodes 407 amino acids. NCBI's taxonomy places the organism in Eukaryota, Fungi, Ascomycota, Eurotiomycetes, Eurotiales, Aspergillaceae. The transcript has a single exon.
AUGGAAUCUUCCAAAGCAACAUUUUGCUCCUUGUCAGCUCUACUUGAACGGACUCAUUGUGAACAUCCCAAAGUCCCAUGCUCUUAUCUGGUACAACGUGCCACAGCACCUUGCAGUCAGAAAAUCAGUCAGAAGAAUUGCAAAUCUGCAAGCCCUUUCUUUCCCAUUUUGCUGAAAAUUCUUUCUCAAGUUCCCAACGAGGAUUAUAAAUUCUCCAAAGUUGUCAACGAGCUUGCAAAACUAUUUCUCUGUCGCAGUCAUUUGCUCCAUGUCAAGCAAGCCAGACGUCAAUGGCUUGGGGAAUUGAAUGACAAUAAAACGAAGCGUCAUUUGUUGCAAAGAUUGCGGGAGCUCUAUGAUACUGAGGCUGGUGACGGAUCCGAGGGGGCGGUAUCUGAGCAGGAUGAGUCCGAAGAAGACGACGAAUUCGAAGAAGAUCACGACAAUGAGGAUUUAGCCAACGAAAUUUCCGUUUGUUCUUUUGAAUCCUCGUUUAUCUUUGAAUCCUAUCACAAGAAUACAACACAGGAACAGGUGACAAGGAAAGUCACUGCUCUUGCGAAGCGACCACUCGGGAAGAUCUCCAAAUAUACUGGCUACAUAUACCUCUUUUCCACCAUUUACCCGGGGAUGGUGAAGAUAGGAUAUUCAAAACUUCAUCCCAAAGUGCAACGCCUUUCAUCCCACAGAGGGUGUUACCAGGUAAUCGACAUGAUUUGGGAAAAGAGCACAUCCAACGCAUUUCGGGUGGAACAGUUCGUGCUUGCAGAACUCUCCUCUGUGCACGGUAAGUUGAAGGAGAAGUGUCAAAAAUGCAAGACCCAUCACCGAGAAUGGCUUCAAAUUGAACGGGAAACACUCGAAAGAACUAUAUUGAAAUGGAUCGCAUUUGUUGACACUCAGCCGUACACCCGACAAGGAAUGUUGAAGAAAAACGCGGUAUUGCCCCCUCCUUUUAGCUCUGAUGGUGGCUCAGGAAGCGCUGCCCAAUCUACUCCCACAAAAGGGCCACGCCAUUCUUCUCCUCUUUCCAAGAUUCCGGAUGUGACCACCAAAUACGUGGAUUCUGAUGAAGAAGAGUACGACGAAGAGUCCGACGAAGAUUCUGAACAAGAGUCUGACGAAGAGUCUGACAAAUCUGGAGACGACACGGCAGUUCAUUCUUUGACCGAAAGAUUUCGUCAAGUACUUGUUUCCAAGGCUGAACGGAAGACUGGACGUUGA